AUGCCUCACACAAUAUUACUUGUACAGCCUUCUGUCAAAAAACCAGAUACUCGCACAUGGUCGGAUUAUGAAACUGUAGAGCAAUGUUUGGAGGGUGUAUGCAAGAUAUAUGAAGAGCAGCUAAAACGUGAAAAACCUAAUGCUCCUACUAUCACUUAUGAUAUAUCCCAACUUUUCCAGUUCAUCGAUCAGCUGGCUGACCUUAGUUGUUUAGUUUUUCAUGAAUCUACAUACACUUAUGUUCCUCAUCAUAAAAACUGGAUCAAAGAACAAGUUUAUGUACUCCUUAGAAACCAAGCUGGCCAGUAA
Messenger RNA from Schistosoma spindalis, 309 nucleotides. Lineage: Eukaryota; Metazoa; Platyhelminthes; Trematoda; Strigeidida; Schistosomatidae. The record is from the annotation of a GenBank genome assembly.